UGUAGUAGCUAUAGUAUUUCAUUGUAAAACUACUAAUAAGAAUAGGAAAACGUGCUCGCUGUCUACCGGCUUUACUUGAAAUCCUGGCCGUACUUGAAGGUGCCAUAAUUGUGUUCGCGGAGUAAUUCGCUUUUUUAAAAGCAGAACCCUGAAAUUACCGACGAGGUCAUUGACCCUACUGUGAAGACCUUGUGUGUGUUUGUGUGGGUGUGCGUGUGUUUGUGUGUGUGUGUGUGUGUGGGUAAAAGCUUAAAGAGAAAUCAACAUGGUCCUUGGCCUCCUAAAAGAGUUUGGAAAGCAGCUUUUGAGGGUGAAGGUGGUCGACUGCAGCACGGAAGAGUCUCGGCUUGCUCGAUGCCUUAACACUUUUGAUCUGGUGGCUCUUGGAGUGGGCAGCACAUUGGGUGCUGGCGUCUACGUGCUGGCCGGAGCUGUGGCGCGAGAAAAUGCCGGACCAGCUAUUGUUGUGUCCUUCCUGAUUGCAGCACUGGCCUCGGUCAUGGCGGGACUGUGUUAUGCUGAGUUUGGUGCACGUGUACCCAGGACGGGCUCUGCAUAUCUAUACAGUUAUGUGACGGUAGGGGAGCUGUGGGCCUUUAUUACCGGCUGGAACCUUAUCCUCUCCUACAUCAUUGGAACAUCCAGUGUGGCUCGGGCGUGGAGUGCGACCUUCGAUGAGCUCAUUGGGAAACACAUAGAAAACUUCUGCAGACUCCAUAUGAAUAUUAAUGCCCCGGGAGUGCUAGCAGAGUAUCCUGACAUGUUUGCUGUUCUCAUCAUCAUCACACUCACAGGUUUGUUGGCGUUUGGGGUGAAGGAGUCAGCUAUGGUUAAUAAGGUGUUCACCUGUGUCAACGUUCUGGUCUUGAUGUUUGUGGUGGUGUCAGGCCUGAUAAAAGGAACCCUCAAAAACUGGAACCUGAAUCCUGAGGAGAUCCUCAGCAAUACAUCCUCUAUGAAUACUUCAGAGGCGUUUCCAUCUGGAGAGAGUCUGGGUGUUGGCGGCUUCAUGCCCUUCGGCUUCACUGGAGUUUUGUCUGGUGCCGCGACCUGUUUUUACGCUUUCGUCGGGUUUGAUUGUAUCGCCACAACAGGUGAGGAGGUAAAGAAUCCUCAGAGGGCGAUACCCAUCGGCAUUGUAGCAUCACUCCUCAUCUGUUUCGUUGCAUACUUUGGCGUAUCAGCCGCCCUUACUAUGAUGAUGCCAUACUACUUGCUGGACAAGAACAGCCCUCUGCCCGUGGCCUUCAAAUAUGUAGGCUGGGAAGGGGCGACAUAUGCAGUGGCUGUUGGCUCUCUUUGUGCUUUGUCUACCAGUCUAUUGGGCUCCAUGUUCCCAAUGCCCCGUGUAAUAUGGGCCAUGGCUGAAGACGGGCUUCUCUUCAAGUUCUUGGCCAACAUCAGUGAAAAAUCCAAAACCCCCAUAAUUGCCACUGUAACCUCAGGCAUAGUGGCAGCGGUGAUGGCUUUCUUGUUUGAUCUGAAAGAUCUGGUUGACCUCAUGUCCAUCGGCACUCUGUUGGCAUACACACUAGUUGCAGCCUGCGUCCUCGUCUUGAGGUAUCAACCGGAGCAGCCCAGUGUGAAUGUGGAGUAUCAGAUAGCCAGUUGUCAGGAAGACACAGAGGCUGAAUCCAUUAAUGAGAGCAGUAAUGGCUUCCUGCCUGGAUCUCAAGACCUCUGCACUCUCAGCAACCUCCUCUUCCCCAAAAACACGGAGCCGUCCCGUCUCUCUGGCUUUACUGUCAACAUCUGCACUAGCAUAUUAGGUGUGCUGGUGUGUGUGUUCUGUGUUGUGGCAGUACAGGGUGGAUUUCAGGUCUGGGCUCUGGUUGUUCUUGGAGCUCUGGCUGUGGUUUGUUUCAUAAUCACCAUGUUAAUAGGGAGGCAGCCUGAGAGCAAGGCCAAACUGUCCUUUAAGGUUCCCUUGCUGCCGUUCCUCCCUGUCCUCAGUAUGUUUAUUAAUGUGUAUCUGAUGAUGCAGUUGGAUUCAGGCACCUGGAUGCGUUUCGCCAUUUGGAUGGCCAUUGGUUUUGUUAUCUAUUUUUCCUAUGGAAUCAGGCAUAGUACAGAAGCAGCCUUGGCCAGAAACAGCACUGAAGACAACAUCAACAACUUCAAACCGAUAACGAUAAACGGACUUCCUGCACUGGAGAAAGAGGCUUUCUUGAGCAACAGUAUUAGUGCUGCUGGAGAGGAGGACAGUGAUCCUUGAAAAUACACUUGAAAGGCCUUUUAGUGAUGUCAUCUUGUGCUUUGUAUAGCAAUGUACGUAAUUUACCGGUUAGAACCAAAACUUGAAGAUGAUUGCUGGUCUACAAAAUACCAAUGAACUUUGUGUUACUAGAGAUCCAAAGCACCUUUAAGCAGCAUUACAUGUGAUAUGAUGAAUUAUAUUUACCAGAUUUAUUCGGGUAAAUACGUGAAGGACAGCAUUUCUGAUUAAAACAAGAACACAGCAUAUGUGCUCCAAGCAUACAUUGGGAAUUACACUGCACUAUUACAACAAUUGGUUCUUUGUCUGUUAAAUUGGUUUAUUUUUUAUCUAUAUAUUUUUGUAAUGUUUCCAUCAUGCUUUUUUGAUAACUUUUGAAAGGGCCUUGAGCGAAUUGCACAAUGAACCCAUCGUUACCCAAUGUUUGUCGUCAAUUCAUCCUCUCAGUCAUGAGGUCACAGUCUGUAGACACUUUGCAGACUUUUAUGAGACAAUGUUACAAAGCUUUCCGGCAAGGGAGAAAACAUUAUGUGCAUGGUGGAAAAAUGAACACCCACCACCAGUCAAAUGCUGGUAUUUUUUGGGCAGUGGUGGAUAAUUUUGCCAUACCUUCCAGCAACUGUGGAUGGCGACCUAUUUAAUGCCUCAGAUUGCACUUUUGACAAAGAACAGAUGAAGAAAAGCCGGCGAGUUGGACGUUUUUACUUGUUCAUUCAGAUUUCUAAUAGCAUCCCAAUGCUUUUCAAAGGACACAUGCACAGCUGCUUUGUUUCAAAGUAAUGUAUUGUACAAAUGCAAAAAGAACUUGAAUCUUUUUCAUUCAAAAUUUGGUUCCACUUUAAAAGGUCUGAAUUUGGUUUAUUGAAAGAGGACUAAGAUAUGUCAAGGUUUGUUCAGUGUCAUACAUGCAGGUGGAUUGGAUGGGUUACUUAUGAAAUGUAAUUUGGUACUGAUUAGAAAUGACACAACUAAAAUUGUAACCAGUCAUGUAAUCUUUUAGAUGACACCUUUUUGUAAUCUAAUCUGCUUUUGGAUUACUUAUUGCGUGUUUUAAUGAAAAAAAGUGUUUUAAGAACCAAUUUGCACUCCUUUCAUUAAACAUUAGUAAAUUAUGUAAUCGCUAUGUAAUCCAUUAAAAGUAAUUGUAAUCUGAUUAGGCACAUUUAAAAAGUACUUGAUUUUUUGUUAUCUGAUUACAUUAGUCCAUUACUACCUAACAUAUGCUAUACACGUGCGCACACACACAUUUAUAGUGAGUUCUUUUUUGCAUUAAAAAAUGGCUGGUAAAUUUGGGCAUUCAUCAGCCAAUGUGUCUGUUGGGUGAUAAAUCCAAUUUUGCAAUGCCUGUUUCUUACAUGAUUAACUACUGUGUGCAUGUUGCUUCUGUUAGCAGUUUUACAUUUGUCAGGCCUGGUGAUGGGCAAAUUCUUUUUGUACAGUAUUUUAUUUUUGUGUAUUUUAUUUUAUCGAAGUUUUUCCU
Messenger RNA from Myxocyprinus asiaticus (Chinese sucker), 3695 nucleotides. Its product is annotated as high affinity cationic amino acid transporter 1-like. Gene Ontology annotation, cellular component: plasma membrane. NCBI's taxonomy places the organism in Eukaryota, Metazoa, Chordata, Actinopteri, Cypriniformes, Catostomidae. The transcript is spliced from 12 exons. Bases 266 to 2215 code for a protein of 649 amino acids. Gene Ontology annotation, biological process: amino acid transport; transmembrane transport. The record is from RefSeq and is a predicted model, not a curated record. Gene Ontology annotation, molecular function: amino acid transmembrane transporter activity.